AUGGCGCAGCUGAUUCCAGGCGACGCAUCGCUGAUCAUCACCCGCCUGCUCAUUCUCACCGUAUGGGGUGUGACUCCUUUCAGCUGGAUCGCACUCAUCACUCGCGCGGUGCGGUACUAUCUUCACCACUACACAACUUACUCGAUAGACAGAACUGUCUGGAACUUUGUCGUCAAACACUCGCCACGCACUGUAUCGCAAUUUUGGGCUCAGCUUCUUUCAUCUCGAUGGCGCUGGGCGUCGAACCUCUUUUACUUCUAUUGCGCACUCGAAGCAGCCUUCUCCCUGUACCAUCUCCACCUCUCGAGACGGAUCCAGCGACCAGGGCCACGCCCCUUGUACGGCAGACGCUUCUUGCGUAGUGUCUUUGCACAAGCGCUGCAGGCUGGUCUCAAUCCCGCUCCGGCGGACAACUCGGAGCUGAAGCAGUCGUAUGCGAGUGCAGUAUCCCCCUCCCGUCCCGGGGCAGAGAAGGGCACCGCAGAGCUCAUCUCCAGAAGCUCAAACGGUCAAUCGGCGUCAUCAAUAUCCGGGCUGAACGAAAGUUCGUCACCUAGUGACGUACGACAGAGACUUGGCAGGCUUCGUGCCGCCAGCUUCGUUCCGCAGUUCGUAUCCACGCCAAUCUCGGGCGACGAUCCGCGCGCCAUCAAGUUUCAAGAGGACCAAGCGAAAUGGUUCUUCGGCGUGCCGUUCGAGAAGAUCACGCGAAGAGAAGUCAUGCAUUGGCUCGCGUGGUCGCUCUUCGCAACAGAUCUCGAGGUGCUCGAAGCCGAGAGGGAUGGUCUUGUGACACUCACCGGUGGCGAGAGCGCAGGUGUCCAGCCGGGUCCGGCUGCAAAGCCGUCGUCGAACGGGUUGGACUCUGCCACGCCGUCCACAUUCAACUCGCCCAUGCCUCCAUCGGCCUCGACCUUCGGAGGGCUCCCUCCUUCAUUUUUCGCGAGCGCAUCGAUCGAGGAGCAGGAGGAUGCGAGGAAAGUUCGUGCCAAGGACGGCGAAUGGGAUCCCACCACAGGAGACAGACUGAAAUUUCUAGAGUACUGCAUGGAGCUACUCGAGACACGACAGGGACGAAGCUAUCCUGAGGAUCCUCCCGCAACAGAGUCAAAGUCACAGGCUCGGUCUAAGUCGCAAGAUUCAAGCCAUUCGACGCUUUUGAAGACUGCACAGGACAAGCUGGCAGCCAAAGGUCCGCCACGCAUCCGAAUGAUGCGCCUCACUAUCGAUCCUGUGCGCACGCGUUCGCGGCCAUUGCUGUGCUACCUCGCCACAAACACGCUGUCACACCUCACGAUCCGACGAGCUGUCCGCGGCGGUUUCCAAUUGUGUCAUGAAGGCCGGCUUCCCUACCUCUACCGCCCAGCACCAGACGCGUCCUCCACGACCGACAGUGGCAAACGUCUCGACAGGACGCCGCUCGUCGUUUUGCACGGACUCGGAAUCGGACUGGCCCAAUAUGCCUCUCUAGUCUCCUUCUUCCUGCACUCACCGAUCUUUGCCCACCGUCCGAUUAUCAUCCUGAUCCAACCCAACAUCUCCCAAUCCAUCCUCUCGCCUUCGUUCCUGAAACCAUUCGGACAUCACGAGACCACCUCUGCCUUCCGUUCGAUCCUUGCGAAAAACUCGUGGACAUCGAUCGAUGUUCUCUCGCACUCGUACGGCUCGCUGGUGCAUUCGUGGCUCAUCAAAUCGAUCGCUUCGUCGAUCAGGAGGAGCUGUUUCGUCGAUCCCGUAUGUUUUCAACUCUGGGUACCCUUUGUCUGUUCGAACUUUGUCUACAAACGAGCUACGACACCGAUCGAGAUGCUGAUGCGCUACUUUGUAGCUAGGGAGUUGGGGACGGCGAAUACGCUGUGUAGGUAUUUCGACUGGAGCAGCAACAUUUUGUGGCCGAACGAGAUCGAAAAGCUGCAGGAUGGGAGGAGGACGAGGUUCUAUUUGGCGGAAGAGGAUGCGAUUUUGAGUGCGAAGGAUACGUUGGAGUAUCUGGUAGAGAGCGGGUGUCCGAGGGAGAACAUUCACUAUGGAAAGGGGAAGGCGCAUGGAGAGAUGCUGAUGCAUGGGGGAGACGAUUUUGAGAGGAUCGUGGGGUGGUUGUCGAUGGAGAUUUGA
This is a messenger RNA of Pseudozyma hubeiensis SY62, 2115 nucleotides long. RefSeq lists its product as hypothetical. NCBI's taxonomy places the organism in Eukaryota, Fungi, Basidiomycota, Ustilaginomycetes, Ustilaginales, Ustilaginaceae. The record is from RefSeq and is a predicted model, not a curated record. The coding region runs from base 1 to 2115 and encodes 704 amino acids. The transcript has a single exon.